AACCUUCUUCCAGCUUUCGACAUGCAAUUCGCUUUUGCAAUUUACAAACAGAGGCACAUAAUAAUUUCAUUCGAUUUGAUUUUUCUUACCAUGAUGAUAGAAAAUCAAAAUCAAAAUGCCUUGCUUGCCUCCCAUCCCAUUCUAUGUUUUCCUGCACCUUUUCUUGCCUCCCUCCCAAAUUUCUUCUUCUUCUUCCUCAUUGGAAGAGGAGCAUAACUAACUUGCUUCCAUCUCCAUCUUCCUGCUUGCCUAUACAAAUUUGCCACCCUCAGGAACAUUACACAAACAAAACCACCACAAAGGCUAAACCAUCCAGCCAGGUUUCCAUUGAUAAUCUUACCUCAACCAUGGCAUCCUCCUCUUCCAUGCCCGGUGGCGGCCUCAAGAGGUCCGACAGCAUCGCCAACAUGAUGCCCGAGGCGCUGCGCCAAACCCGCUACCAAAUGAAGGGAUGCUUCCAGAGGUAUGUCUCCAAGGGCAGGAGGCUUAUGAAGAACCAGCAGCUAAUGGAGGAGCUGGAGAGGUCGGUGGACGACAACCUUGAGAAGACCAAGCUCGAAGAAGGCUUCCUCGGCUACAUCAUCUGCUCCACGCAGGAGGCCGUCGUGCUUCCCCCAUUCGUCUCCUUCGCUGUCCGGAUGAACCCCGGCAUCUGGGAGUACAUCAAGGUGCAUUCCGCGGACCUCUCCGUCGAGCAGGUCACGCCGGCAGAUUACCUCAAGAGCAAAGAGACCCUCUUUGAUGAAAAGUGGGCAUGCGAUGACAACUCGCUUGAAGUCGAUUUUGGCGCGCUAGAUCUCUCGACACCUCGUCUCACGCUGCCAUCGUCCAUUGGCAACGGGAUGCAAUUUGUUUCCAGGUUCAUGUGUUCGAAACUGAGCGGCAAGCCGGAGGACAUGAAACCAUUGCUCGACUACCUGCUCACCUUGAACUACCGUGGCGAGAAACUGAUGAUCAGUGACACCCUCGACACCGUUAACAAGCUUCAGACAGCAUUGCUUCUUGCGGAGGUCUUUGUCGCUGGCCUGCAGAGGAACACGCCAUACCAGAAGUUUGAACAGAAGUUUCAGGAGUGGGGUUUGGAGAAAGGAUGGGGCGACACUGCUGAAACAUGCAGAGAAACACUGAACUGCCUGUCUGAAGUGCUCCAAGCACCAGAUCCUUUCAACAUGGAGAAGUUCUUCAAUAGGGUGCCAUCAGUAUUCAACAUUGUCAUCUUCUCCAUCCAUGGUUACUUCGGUCAAGAGAAGGUCCUUGGGAUGCCAGAUACUGGUGGUCAGGUAGUUUACAUCCUGGACCAAGUUAGAGCUCUUGAAGAGGAACUCUUGCAAAGAAUCAAGCAGCAGGGCCUAAAUGUUACGCCAAAAAUUCUCGUGCUAACAAGACUCAUACCAGAAGCAAAGGGUACUAAGUGCAAUGUAGAGCUUGAACCGGUCGAACACACGAAGCACUCAAGCAUUGUCCGCGUGCCAUUCAAGAGUGAUGAUGGGAAAGACCUUCGCCACUGGGUCUCCCGGUUCGAUAUUUAUCCUUACCUGGAGAGAUAUGCCCAGGAUUCUUCUGUCAAGAUUCUUGAAAUACUGGAGGGCAAACCAGACUUGGUCAUCGGCAAUUACACUGACGGAAAUUUAGUAGCAUCCCUAAUGUCAAGCAAAUUAGGAGUCACCCAGGGAACAAUCGCACAUGCUCUUGAGAAGACAAAGUACGAGGAUUCAGAUGUCAAGUGGAGAGAAAUGGACCAGAAGUAUCAUUUCUCCUGCCAAUUCACUGCCGACAUGAUCACCAUGAACACUAGCGACUUCGUCGUCGCUAGCACCUACCAAGAAAUAGCCGGAAGCAAAGAGAAGCCUGGCCAGUAUGAGAGUCACUAUGCAUUCACAAUGCCAGGGCUAUGUCGCUACGCCACGGGCAUUAACGUCUUUGAUCCCAAGUUCAACAUUGCUGCCCCUGGUGCCGAUCAAUCUGUUUACUUUCCCUUCACACAGAAGCAGAAGAGGCUGACAGACUUGCACCCCCAAAUUGAGGAGCUACUCUACAGCAAGGAGGACAAUGAUGAGCACAUAGGGUACCUAGAAGACAGGAACAAGCCAAUCAUCUUCUCAAUGGCAAGGCUCGACAAGGUGAAGAACAUUACCGGGCUGGUCGAAUGGUAUGGUCAGAACAAGAAGCUCAGGGAGCUUGUCAACCUGGUCAUUGUUGGGGGGCUCCUGGAACCUUCACAAUCAAAGGACAGAGAAGAGAUCGAGGAGAUUAACAGGAUGCACAGCUUGAUGAACAAGUACCUGCUCAAGGGACAGAUCCGUUGGAUAAAAGCACAGACCGAACGUGUUCGCAAUGGCGAGUUGUACCGUUGCAUUGCAGAUACCAGGGGAGCCUUUGUUCAGCCUGCACUCUAUGAAGCAUUCGGAUUAACAGUCAUCGAGGCAAUGAACUGCGGGCUACCAACCUUCGCAACAAAUCAAGGAGGACCUGCAGAAAUCAUUGUCGACGAGGUCUCAGGUUUCCAUAUCAAUCCACUCAAUGGCAAGGAGGCAAGUGACAAGAUUGCAGGUUUCUUUCAGAAAUGCAAGGAGGACCCCACCUGCUGGAACAAAAUGUCCACUGCUGGACUCCAGCGCAUCUAUGAGUGUUACACAUGGCAGAUUUAUGCAACUAAAGUUCUGAACAUGGGAUCAAUGUACGGCUUCUGGAGGACUCUGAACAAGGAAGAGAGACAGGCCAAACUGUGCUACCUGCAGAUGUUCUACAACCUUCAGUUUAGGCAGCUGGUAAAGACUGUCCCAAAACUGGGCGAACAACCUGCACAACCUGUGGGAAGUGCGAUGCCUGGUAGGAUUGUGCCAAGACCAAAAGAAAGAAGGACGCAGACAAGGAUUCAGAGAAUUGCAUCAAACUUACUCGGACCGGUACUCCCAGCCUCCAAUUUCUCCAAUGAUACAGCUUGAAGUGAAGACAAACGUCAUAAACCAGAACUGUGUUGUUGGAGUGAGAAAUGUAUUGCCAAUUCUUUUCUUGUGUGGUUCCAUUGAUUGGGAAAGUUGGAAUAAAACUGGAAUUAUCCACGAUGACUGUGAGAGUUUUUUUUUUCUCGAA
Brachypodium distachyon (stiff brome) is the source of this 3093-nucleotide messenger RNA. Its product is annotated as sucrose synthase 7. Lineage: Eukaryota; Viridiplantae; Streptophyta; Magnoliopsida; Poales; Poaceae. The record is from RefSeq and is a predicted model, not a curated record. Gene Ontology annotation, biological process: sucrose metabolic process. Bases 144 to 2945 code for a protein of 933 amino acids. Gene Ontology annotation, molecular function: sucrose synthase activity. The transcript is spliced from 16 exons.